AGAUGCGCACUUGAUCAACUAACUCCAACAUCGUCGGGUGACUUGACUUAGAUUUUCGCGUUCGUACAUAAUACUUUACCAGCGCGUGGCCACUCGUACCUACAAGUCAACGCUGACAAUCAUUUUUUUUGCCCUUGGAUAUAAUAUCUCCCUUACCUCAGACUUAGUCACUCUGGUGUAAUUGUACAUACGGACUGGGCCACUCAUCUCGUUUACCUGUUUACCAUGUCGCAAGGGUUCUAGGAUCACCGGGCGGGUCGGAAACAGAGACAGCAGAAGAGGGCCACCAGCAUCGACUAUCGAGCUAUGACCAGCGAUAGCACGACUAGUAACACAGCAGCCGGUGGGACUUCAAGGUUGCCACGGCCGGCUAGGGUACCUGUUAGGACCAAGCUACGAAAUGGCACCUGGGUCGUUCCGGGCACCGGCGAGCGAACUCGUCGACAAUUUACCUUGCGAUACCCGAGCCUCGACGGUCCCGGCGAUGACGACAACAUACGCGCCCUCGGCGAGGGUACUUCGGUGAAGGAGAAGGCAUGGAACAUGUUACUUAAUACUCAGGUGGCGGCGAACAAGUUAUGGGCAUGGGUAAAUUCGCCCAAAGGUCGAGGCACAAUCAAGUGUUCCAUCGCAUACCUAAUAGCUAGCAUGGGCACAUUUUGGCACCCUGCUGCUAGUUGGCUAGGGCCAAUGGACGGGAAACAUAUUGUGGCCACAAUAUCCGUCUAUUUUCAUCCUGCUCGGUCGGCAGGUUCGCAGAUAGAGGCCGUUGCUAUCGCGAUCAUCGCCGUUUGCUACGCCAUGCUCAUCGGAACGCUAUCGAUGGCGACGUCGGUUCUCUUUGGCUCGGUGUUGGACAUGGUUGAGUUUUCAUAUGCUCUCGUUCUCCUGAUAUUCAUUGGUGGCGGUUUGGGUUUUGUCGGAUGGGUUAAACAGAAGCUCAAUAAUCCUCUUGUCAGCGUUGGUGCCAGUAUAGCAUCCAUUGGUAUCAUCACCAUCGUGACAAAGGAAAACUCAGUUCACACCGGUGUCUUCACGAACCAGAAGAUUAUAAUGUCGCUCAAGAUCCUAAUGAUGGCUACGACGAUAUCAAUGUUGGUCAAUCUGCUCAUAUGGCCAGUUUCCGCGCGACUAGCAUUGCGAAAGUCUAUGCGGAAUGCGUCUACUUCCCUCGGUGAGAUGUUGUCUAUGAUCGCGAGCGGAUUCUUGAGUGGUGCCGAAGAAGAUUUCACCUCAAGCUCUUUUACGAAAGCUUCCUCUACAUACGCUUCGAAUUUAACCCAAAUGAACAAGAACGCGCGAGAAUCGAAAUAUGAAUAUUAUUUCUUGGGACAGGAGCGGGUCUACAGACAUGACAAAGCAGUAGUAAAGUCGAUGGAGAAUUUGGCCCAGUCGCUUGGUGGAUUGAGAAGUGCGGCUAAUACCCAAUUUGAACUUCUCAAAGAAGUGUCUAAUGGUCCUCCAUCUUCCCAUUCAGCCGUUUCUCCUACCACGAAUGUUUUCUCUCCUACGUUCGGUCGAGCUUUAUCGGCGACUCUUAAGAGUGGUAGUAAUAGGGUUGGCACUCUUGGUCCUAUCGAUGAGGCUCCCGAUGAACGAAGCGACCGGGAGGAUAACCCUCCACCUUCACAAGCUUCUCAGGAAAACCCGUUCGCCAUGUUUACGCCGUCUAGUUCAUCGCUGAGGACGCCUUCGGAUAUAUUCGAAUUGUUUAUCGCUCGUCUUGGCCCGUCUAUGAAAUCUCUUGUCCACACUAUGGCUGAGAUGCUUAAAGAACCGCCGUUUGGUGUUCCAGGCUCGCCGAUCAAUAUUAAUGAGCAGUUCAAGCAGAGUCUUGGGGAUGCAAUAAGUUUAUACAACCAGGCAAGGGGAGCUGCUCUGGAAGAAAUUUACAAGACGAUUGAGCUAGGUAGAACUAGGUCCGAGUCAGUCCAAGCUGACUUCGAAGAAGUCGCAGCAGCUUGCGGACAUUUCACAUUUAGUCUGCUUAGUUUUGCGGAUGAAAUGCAGAUUUAUCUCGAUACGCUGGACGACUUAAGAGAUACUGUAGAACAAAAUAAGAGGACCUGGAAAUGGUUGCUCUUCUGGCGGCACAUCAAAUUCCCGUCGAAAAAGAAGAAAGACGAUAUCGAGGAGCAACUAUCUCUAAUCAAACCUGUUCGUCGACUAAGACAGUCCAAGUUACCUCAGGGUAUUCCUGAUUCUAUAAAGAACCGGCGUGGCAUUUUCAGUUGGGACCAGGCACCACAAGGCGAAGGUAUAUGGGAUCAUUUCGUCCGAUUUUGCUCUCGGAGUCUUUUAAAGGUUUUCAGGUUUCUCGCAAGAAAUGACAUCCGGUUUGGUCUCAAAGUUGGCAUUGGUGCUACUUUGUACGCUAUGUUCGCCUUCAUUCCUCAAACACGGCCCAUAUACACACACUGGCGUGGAGAAUGGGGUCUUCUGUCUUUCAUGAUUGUGUGUUCGAUGACGAUAGGCGCCUCAAAUACCACCGGAUGGUCUCGUUUCACAGGAACUAUUGUGGGAGCUGCUUUUGUCUUGGUCAACUGGUGGAUUUCUAAUGGAAAUGCCGUCGCACUCGCCUUUUUAGGAUGGCUCGUCUCGUUUGGCGCGUUCUACAUAAUGGUGGAUCGCGGUAAUGCGCCAUUUGGUCGCUUCAUAUUGCUAAGCUACAACGUGUCUUCAUUAUACGCGUAUUCGCUCACGCAAGAAGUCGACGACGACGAUGAUGACGAGGGCGGUAUUCAUCCCAUCAUCGGUUCUAUUGCCUACCACAGAGUCGUUGCUGUGUCUGUGGGUAUUGUCUGGGGUCUCAUAAUCUGUCGACUAAUCUGGCCUAUGCCUGCACGUCAGAAAUUCAAGGAAGGUCUGGCUGUUUUGUACCUGCAGAUGGGUCUUAUUUGGAAGCGAGGUCCAUUAGCCAUUCUUCUUCGCAACGAUACCGCCGCUACUAGUUAUAUGAAAAUGGGCGAACAAGCUGCGAUGCAAAGAUACGCAUCGCAACUGCAGACACUCCGUGUGUCCGCGAAUAAUGAAUACGAGCUCCGUGGACCGUUCCCCUUCCAGGAGUAUGGUCGCGUCAUGGCAUCGACGCAACGCGCACUUGAUGCGUUCCAUGCUAUGAGUCUUGUGACGCAGAAGCACGGCCGGCUAAGCGCUGGCGAGAAGGCGCUGCUAUAUUACACAGCUGAAGAGCGCGCGCAGCUAUGCGCUCGUAUUUGUCACGUGUUUCAGGUACUCGCUUCAAGUAUGAUGCUUGAAUACCCACUUACAGACGCUAUUCCGAGUGUUAUGGUCAUUCGGGAUAAGCUGCUCGGUAAGAUCUUUCGUUUCAGGAAAGAGUACAGUGGCAAUCAUCACGUCACGGAAGACACUGGCAAAGCUCCCGCCACUCCUACCUCAAAUGGAGACGCAAGUACAGAUCCAAAUGCCGAGGAGGAUAGUAACAAACCCAAAACUUCAAAACCAACCGACGUCGCCGUGGAGGAACCGGACUAUGCACUUUUAUACGCAUACGCCCUGGUUACCGGCCAGUUGGCGAAGGAGUUGAAGGUCGUAGAGAAGGAGAUCGAAAACUUGUUCGGUCGGCUCGAUGAGGAUGCUCUGUUAUUGCAAUGAUGAAUGAAUUCACUGGCCUAGGUCUUACAGUCUGCAUUGCGGGUGUGUUGAAAACCGUCUCUGGUUACCAGGGAGUUGUUGCUUAUAUAGAUUAUACAGCAUUGACAAAAGACCAACUUGAAGGUCCAAGGCUACAAAUCACCUCUUCUAGAGGUUCGUUCGUUUCAAAUAUGGAUACGACGCAUUAAAUAGGGGGUUUAAGGGGUUACAUUUUUCUAGGAGUCGGAAUGGGAAUUGGAACGGAAAUAUUUAAAUUUGGAAGAGUGGUGUUUAUGUGACAUCUGCGAUCUAGUUCGUAUCUGAUCUAUAUAAAUAUAUACCUUUUGAUUUAUCAACA
Messenger RNA from Hypoxylon trugodes, 3952 nucleotides. Its product is annotated as Fusaric acid resistance protein-like-domain-containing protein. The transcript has 3 exons. NCBI's taxonomy places the organism in Eukaryota, Fungi, Ascomycota, Sordariomycetes, Xylariales, Hypoxylaceae. Bases 307 to 3615 code for a protein of 1102 amino acids. The record is from RefSeq and is a predicted model, not a curated record.